AUGGACGCCGAACAAGCCCCAACAUACAAUUACUUCAAAAACAAAGAAUUAGCAUUGGUGCUUGCACCUUUUGCUGGUGGCCAGGGCCAUGUCGGUGUUGAAAAUGGACCAAAAUAUAUGUUACAACAUGGUUUGGAAUCUCAACUGCAAGAGCUCGGUUGGAAAACUACUAUUGAACGUCCACUUGACAACGAAUCCAUCGUGAAAAAAAUGCUCCAGGAUACUUCCAAGGAUGCAUAUGGUCAUAUUAAACGUCCUAACCUGGUUGGAGAAGCCACUGAACUUAUUUACAAGACAGUGAAGAAAAGUCUACAAGAGGGAAAGUUCCCAUUGACACUUGGAGGAGAUCACUCUAUCGCCAUUGGUACAGUUUCGGGAGUAUUGGACAAAUUUCCAGACGCUGGACUGCUUUGGAUCGAUGCACACGCAGAUAUUAACACAUUAGAGUCUACAGAAUCAGGAAACCUUCACGGUUGCCCUGUAUCAUUCCUAAUGGGUCUUGACAAGGACAAUGAAUGCCCUGAAGCACUCAAAUGGGUUCCAGGUAACUUAAGACCGGAAAAGAUUGCAUAUAUUGGACUCAGAGAUAUCGAUGCGGGUGAAAAGAAGAUCCUACGUGAACUCGGCAUUAAAGCUUUCUCCAUGUACCACGUUGACCGUUACGGAAUCAAUAACGUUAUUGAAAUGGCUUUGAAAGCUAUUAACCCUGAUGGUAAGGGACCAGUAAUGUGCUCUUACGAUGUCGACGCAGUCGACCCACUGUUCGUUCCAGCUACCGGGACCCCAGUAAGAGGAGGACUAACUCUAAGAGAAGCAUUGUUUCUGUCCGAGAGACUAGCAGAAACAGGAGACCUGGUAGCACUCGACGUAGUCGAGUGCAAUCCUGCCUUGGCAACUCAUGAUCUACAUAUUGUUGAUACAAUCUCAGCCGGCUGUGCCAUCGCCAGAUGUGCGCUGGGUGAAACACUAAUCUAA
Messenger RNA from Torulaspora delbrueckii, 975 nucleotides. RefSeq names its product arginase (gene CAR1). The transcript has a single exon. Lineage: Eukaryota; Fungi; Ascomycota; Saccharomycetes; Saccharomycetales; Saccharomycetaceae. Gene Ontology annotation, cellular component: cytoplasm; nucleus; cytosol. The coding region runs from base 1 to 975 and encodes 324 amino acids. The record is from RefSeq and is a predicted model, not a curated record. Gene Ontology annotation, molecular function: manganese ion binding; arginase activity.